UUGCACUCCGUAGACAAAUCAUGACAAUGCCACCUGAGGCUGUCAGUAUUGAAAUGCUUGAAGAUUAUGUCCAGUUCAAUUGCUGCAGAAUGGGUAAUGCUCAGCAUCGAGAUCGUAUAGAAGACGUCGGCUAUUUGAGACCACUGGCCCAACGAUGGCAAGAUGAAAUCAGGAGAUACGCCUCCUCCCAACAUAAUCACACAACCACCGUUCCAGCACCCGAUGAGGAUAUCUACAUUCGACACGGUUAUACAACCCCCGCACCAUCAACACCUAGUUAUACUAGGACACUCAAUACACCCAUUGGAAGCCCAUCUUACUAUCAAUAUAAUACCGCGACCGCCAUUCGUAGCAACGCAGCACCCUUCACAUCUGUCGCAAGCUCAACAUACUAUCAGGAUGGUUAUGCUACUCCAGCGCCAUCGACUCCUAGUUACGGUACAACGGUGUACACCGCUGCUAGCAGUCCAUCUUCUAGCCAAUCCAACGUUGGGGUUGUCGAUAAUUCGAACUCAUCAUACUAUCAAUAUAGUUUCCCGGUAUCCUCACCAGCACCUCAACCCUAUGGAUACUCACAACGCUACGAUCUCCGCCCUCGAGAAGGAAACUUACACCAGUCUAUUCCUCAGGCUCCACCAUCAGAAUUCCGUCCCCACAUAACAAACCCCCUUCCAAGCGACUCCAUCUCCCGGAAGAUAGCCGAGCCUCUUGAAGACCGAGACUUCGAAACCGGCUCACUCUAUAUUUUUGACCGGGCCUCUUCUCCGGGCCACGUCAAAAUCGGCUGGACGGCGAGUUCUGUCCAGCGCCGUCUUGAAGACUGGUCGAAGUGUGGAUACAUACCGAAUCUAUUGUUCAGCGUGGACUGCAUCCCGCACGCCCAGCGAGUCGAAACUCUUACACAUUAUGAGCUGAUCAAGCAAUGGCGCCGGGAGCGGAGGUGCAAGGCCGAUUGGUGCCAGAAGAGCCAUAAAGAAUGGUUCGAAAUUGACAAAGAACAAGCGAAACAGGUGUUGCGUAAUUGGGCAGAUUUUAUGCAAUAUGCCGAGCCAUAUGAUGCGGCUGGCCGGUUGAAAAGCCAGUGGAGGGAAAUUGUAAAGAUGAUGGAAGGAUAUGGGGAGAUGGUCACUGCUACAAAGCUGUUGGAGCACUAUGAGGCAUCUCUGACUAAGAAGUCGACUGUCGCCGAGACGACCCGGCCAGUCUCGAUUCAUACACCCAAGAUCGUAGAGGAGGUGGUCACCGGAUAUAAACCGACGAUAAGACGCUUGGAGGCCCCGAAAGAGGAAGUUGUGCGCGUGGACUCGCUUGUGACCGAGCAGCCGACAUUGCCCAAAGAGGCACCACUAAUCACAGGCCAGCCAGUAUUGAAGACGAAGCCAGAUAUCAAAUCUAAACCACAACCAUCGCGGACCCUGUUUUCAGCAGGGUUAAUCAAAGAGGCGCCAUCGCUCAAGCCAUUACCAAAGACGGAGCCAAUUCUCAAGACAGAGCCAGUAACCAAGACAGAACCACUCUCCAAGACAGAGCCACUUCUCAAGACAGAGCAACUACCUAGGACACAGUCCCUCUUUUCAGCCGAGUACUCGACACCACUCAAAGACAAGCCAUUGUUUGAGUGGCAGUCCUUGCUGAAAACAGAAACACCUACGAAAUUGGAACCACUACCUAGGAAACAGUUUUCAUUUUCAACUGAACAACACACACCAUCAAAGACACCACUGUUCCAGUGGCAACCGUUACUGAAGAGCGAACCGCUAUUUAAGACCACACCACUACCCAGGACAGAGUUUGAAUUCUCAGCUGACCGACAAACACCGUCAAAAGAGCCACCGCUGUUCAAGUGGCAGUCACUACUGAAGACUGAACCGCUUUUCAAGACCGAAUCAGUACCCAGAACGUUCAUGUUCUCAGCUAAGCAACCUGUCAAAUCCGAGCCGUUGUUUAACAGCUCGCUACCAGUCAAUGUUGAGACGCUCUCGAAGGCGGAAAUAGUAAUCAAGAGCGAACCGGUAGAUGAUGAAGUAGUGGCAUCAGAGGUUACACCAGUCAAGGAAGGGCUUCUACCCGAGCAGAUACCGCUGCCUCCUUCACCAUUACUUCAACCUACAGUAUUUGGUGAAGACACAACUUCUCUCAAAGAGACAAACCGAAAUUCGGAUGACGGAAACGCAAAGGAAGAAGACUCUGACCUGAAUUCCACUGUCGCUGAUACAUUGGCUGAUUCUAAGGCUGGCUCAUCAGGCCCCUCAUCGGCACGAGUUUCACGCUCAGUCACGCCCAUUGAAAGUAGUCUUGAGAAGCAUGCUCAGAACAGCACUGAUACCACGAACACUGAAUCGCCACCUUCAGAAUCAGAUACUCUAGUGCCAUUGGUGACAUGGACCUCGGAAGCGCUAGCAUCUAUGAGGAGCGACUCGCAAGAAGCAGUAGUGAAGACGCCCACUUCAACCGCGCAACGUCCGAAGACACCUGAAGACGCCGGGCAGGUAGAGCCUGAUGAAAAGCUCCAUGGCUGUGAAGAACAGAUAUGUAAAGAGAAAGAUGAAAUUACAGCAGCGGUAACGGAAGUGGAACUAGGACUGACUGGGUGGGAUGAAGACGAAACAAUAGUAGAAGAACAGUCGCCAAAGACUUUGGAAAAGGUGGCUUUGGAAAUUGUGGAUGGAAUCUAUAAUGAUAUUUCCACGGGGACAGUGAAUGGGGCUCUCAAAGAAUUGGACAAAUUGAAAGUACCGGAUAGUGAAAUGCAGCCAGCUAUCGAGAUGGUUUUGCAAGCGUGA
Molecule: messenger RNA, 2783 nt
Organism: Talaromyces stipitatus ATCC 10500
Lineage: Eukaryota; Fungi; Ascomycota; Eurotiomycetes; Eurotiales; Trichocomaceae
Exons: 1
Coding region: 21-2783 (920 amino acids)
Source: RefSeq, a predicted model, not a curated record